Messenger RNA from Hypomesus transpacificus, 1226 nucleotides. It is a transcript of the gene ndufs8a, whose product is annotated as NADH:ubiquinone oxidoreductase core subunit S8a. Bases 85 to 717 code for a protein of 210 amino acids. NCBI's taxonomy places the organism in Eukaryota, Metazoa, Chordata, Actinopteri, Osmeriformes, Osmeridae. The transcript has 7 exons. Gene Ontology annotation, molecular function: 4 iron, 4 sulfur cluster binding; NADH dehydrogenase activity. Gene Ontology annotation, cellular component: membrane. Gene Ontology annotation, biological process: mitochondrial respiratory chain complex I assembly; mitochondrial electron transport, NADH to ubiquinone. The record is from RefSeq and is a predicted model, not a curated record.
GUGCACGCAAAUUACGUUACCCCAGAUCGUCCGCUGUUCUGGUUUAGAAGGCCAAAUAGCGACAACCCGCGUUUACCCGGCGUGAUGUCUGCGGCGUUACGUGUGCUUUACUCUGCGUCCAGGCCGGGCACCUUUGCAGCCAGUCAGAGUCUGGUGCGUCCAUUCAGUGUGAGCGCCCAGAGGGAAAGCUUCAAGUAUGUCAAUGCUCAGGACGUGCCCACAGACAUGAAGUCUAUCACAGACAGAGCAGCUCAGACGCUACUGUGGACAGAGCUUUUCAGAGGGCUGGGUAUGACUAUGAGCUACCUGUUCAGAGAGCCCGCCACCAUCAACUACCCAUUUGAGAAAGGGCCUCUCUCUCCACGUUUCCGUGGCGAGCAUGCCCUCCGCAGGUACCCCUCAGGAGAGGAGCGCUGCAUUGCCUGCAAGCUGUGUGAGGCUAUCUGCCCUGCCCAGGCCAUCACCAUUGAGGCGGAGCCACGCUCGGACGGCAGCAGGAGGACGACUCGUUACGACAUCGACAUGACCAAAUGCAUCUACUGUGGCUUCUGCCAGGAGGCUUGCCCAGUGGACGCCAUAGUGGAGGGCCCCAACUUUGAGUUCUCCACAGAGACCCACGAGGAGCUGCUGUACAACAAAGAGAAGCUGCUGAACAACGGGGACAAGUGGGAAGCAGAGAUCGCCGCCAACAUACAGGCUGAUUACCUCUAUCGAUAGGAAGAUGCUCACACAUACUUGUGUAAACACAUGCACGUAUGCACACACACCUAAAUAAACACGGCAAAAUAUAUACACUUAAACAUACACAGGCCAACAUGACUUACUACAACAACAAAUAUUACAAAUCACUCACAGACUGACUUAUGCAUAAACACAUGCACACAUACUCAUGUAUAUUGUACAGAUACCUUUAAAGCCUCUAUGACAAAGACGCACACGUCCAAUACUGUACUGAUGAUCCAGGUGAGGGUUUCACUGUUUCUGUAGCCUGUUGUCUGCUUCGAUGUCCCAGGUCACUAGCUCAGCAGACAGAGAGGUGUCGAUCGUUCCAGCUCCUUUCAGACACAGACUCUGGGGGGCUCCUAGUGGCAUUUCUACAAUAAGCGCUUACAGGUUCCAUGUGACGUGGUUGGGGUUGUUGUCAUCAUGAGAAUUGUACAAAGGUUAAAUACUUGUGGACUUUGAACGAUGAAGAAUAAAUUAAUGUUCUGUCCUAAGUUUUCAAA